Messenger RNA from Paramuricea clavata, 4914 nucleotides. NCBI's taxonomy places the organism in Eukaryota, Metazoa, Cnidaria, Anthozoa, Malacalcyonacea, Plexauridae. The record is from the annotation of a GenBank genome assembly.
UUACUGUUCACAUGCAAGAUUAACACUAAUACUCUCGUUUACAUGGAGAUUGAACAACUUUAUUUGCUUAAUACGAUUUUUUUAUAGUUUUACGAAACUAUGUUUUCAAGAUGGCGACGAGAGGCUGAAAAUUGCUCAUAUUUUACUUAAAAUAGCUCAAAAGUGGCACCUAUCUGAAGUUCAACAGGCAUGUAAUUUGAAAGUAUACCUACUAAAGUCAAGUAAUCAGGAAUAAAACUCGUCUGCAAGGAAUUUUCUGAAAAGUUAUAAAUCUCCAAAUUGGGUCUAUUUUUAGCUGUUUGUUUACAUUCGCGUGUUCGCUGAUCAGCGACACUAGUAAUAAUUAAAAAGUUAAAUAAGCUGGUUUGUUAUCCAGGUUCUAAUUAACAACAUAAAAAACAUUAAAAAUACAACCUUAAAUAUUCUUGGCUUAUUCGCAUGAAUAAUUUCACAACUGUUAAAUAUCUUUUUAAGGUAUAAUCGGGCAGUACUUUCUGUGGUUGUAGCAAAUUUCAAAGCUGUCAGUAUCUCUGGCUGUAUAUAAAAAGUGUUCGGUGCUUUAACUUAUUUAUUCAACUCGUCUCGUAAUCUUUUUCUGUCCUUGUAAAUGGAAAUUUUGCCGGAAAGGUCGGACAUUAAUUCGUGCAGCAUGGAUGCAACAUAUUUUUGUACAUAAUUGCAGUCAAAAUACUACAACCUUCCCACUUCCGCUUUUGUAGUCUGUUGUCAUUUUGUUAUUUUGUUUUGACUUUUGCAUUAUUGCAGCGGUUGCCGAAUUAUGGAGAAAUAUGGCGAUAAAAUUUAGUUGUUUCUUUAUUUUUGUAAUAUUUUAAAUAAUUGUAACAAAGGAUGCAUUUUUCGUUUGAUUCACUGCAUAUGAACACAUAAAAGUUUUGAAAUUUAACUUAUGUCGUCGUAUUUCCCUAUAAUUUGUUAACCGCUACAAUAACAGAAAUACUGCAGUAACAGAGAUUUUCAAAAAAAUAGUUUUUAAAAAAGUUUUAAAAGAGUUUUAAAAAGCAAAAAAGUUUAAAAAGUUAGAUUUUUAAAAAAGUUAAAAAAAUUUAAAACGGUUAAUUAAAAAAGUUAGGGUUAGUAGUUAGGGAUUACUGGUUAGGAGUUAGGGGAUUAGUGGUUAGGGGUUAGUGCAUGCCGCGAAUUUAUUAUUAUGAUAAAUUCAAAAUGUGCUGCGAAUUCAUCAUAAUGAUAAUUUCGGACGUGUUCAGAAUUUACUCGUAUAGUAAAUUCAAAGGUGGAGCUCAUGCUGAACUACAACACUGGCUUGCCAGUUAUUUUUGAUAGCAGCUCCUAUAUUUACUUUGUGCAUGCUUGAGUCAUGGAAAAGAACUGUUCUUUUGCUGGCCUGGGGAAUUUUGCAUGUGGAGAAAGCCGGGGAAUACAGAAGGUUGCACAAAUUGGGGAGUAUAUGCAGACAUUUGUACUCACCCCAGCAGUUGUCACCUCACGAGGCUUACCAUCAACCAGAGCGAACUUAUACUUGCCAGAGCAGGGCACUUUUACCUACCCAGGAACAGCUGACAAACAUGACUAUCCAGUCUGUUAUUAGAUCAGUUUCAUUUUCAAUUGGGUCUAUCCUGUCAAUAUGAGAUCAGUGGAUAGAUUUAUAUAACUAUGAAGCCAGCAGACAAAUUUGGGUAACGUUGUUUACAUCGUUGCUACCCAAUUCACAGCUUUGGAUAACUCACAUGCCUAUAUAGUUACUAUUAUUCUAGUUUACAGAAGCAUAGACUGAAUAGAACAAAAGUAACUAAACAUUAAACUUAUGUAUUAUCACUUUAUAUUUACUGAGAUAGAGGGAAACUGUGUGUUUUGUGGACCAGAGCCACUUAUAGAUAGUAUAUAAGUGUUAAAGACUAAAGUAUGAAUAAUUCACCGAUUAUUGGAGUGAACUUAAUUUGAAACCAAAACUGGAUAAAUGGAACGCCGUAAAUAAAAAGUUUAACGAGGGUCCUGAAGGGGGGGGGGUCCCAAUCCCAUUUCCCACCUGAAAUUUUGGCAAAAUCCCAGUCCCAGUUGGAUUUUUAUUAGAAAUCCCAGUCCCAGUUAUUGAAAUCCCAGUCAAUAAAAAAACCUUUAUUUAUCGGUGGAAUAAACAGUUUUAAGACCUUUUAAGCGAGUGGCGGACACUUUAUGAAAUAUUAGGGGGGGGCUCGUGCCGAAGGCACGGAAAAUUUUUAAAUUUGAACCCGGAAAUGGCAUUUGCAGCACUCUGAGACACGCAUAAUCAGAAAACCCAGAAUUCCGGGCGCCAGAGUAUGCCUGUUCGCAGGUAGUGCUGUGAAUAAUAUAGAGUAACAACAAAAAUCAUGACCAAAGACACCAAAAACGGAUCAAAAUUGUAUUUUAAAAUACUCAAAACGCAGAAAAAUUGGGAAUCGACUCGCAUUACCUCAAUCCCAUUCCCAUUUUUGAGGACUUCAUUUCCCAUUCCCAGUGGCAAAAUCCCAGUCCCAGCAACCCAAACCCCAUUUUCCCAGUCUAAAAAUAGAUCAAUCACAGUUCCCAUUUUACCCCAUCAGGGCCCUCUUUAAAAAAUGAACUUUGAAACUUCGCGGUUGACACGCAUGACACGUUUCAUUGCAGACCGGUUGCCGAACAUGAGGUUUUGUGGACCGGCACGUGACACGGUUUUGACAAUCGGCAAAUAGAAAAAUUGAACUUUGACACUAACUAUCAAUAAGUGUUAUAAGACUAUAUAACAAUAAGAGUUAGUUACUUUGUUCUAUUUUAUGCUUUUGUAAUAUAGAACCAUAGUAACUAGGCGUGUAUGUUAUAUAAAGUUGUGAAUUGGGUAUAAACAAACGUUGCCUGGGGAAUUUUGCAUGUGGAGAAAGCCGGGGAAUACAGAAGGUUGCACAAAUUGGGGAGUAUAUGCAGACAUUUGUACUCACCCCAGCAGUUGUCACCUCACGAGGCUUACCAUCAACCAGAGCGAACUUAUACUUGCCAGAGCAGGGCACUUUUACCUACCCAGGAACAGCUGACAAACAUGACUAUCCAGUCUGUUAUUAGAUCAGUUUCAUUUUCAAUUGGGUCUAUCCUGUCAAUAUGAGAUCAGUGGAUAGAUUUAUAUAACUAUGAAGCCAGCAGACAAAUUUGGGUAACGUUGUUUACAUCGUUGCUACCCAAUUCACAGCUUUGGAUAACUCACAUGCCUAUAUAGUUACUAUUAUUCUAGUUUACAGAAGCAUAGACUGAAUAGAACAAAAGUAACUAAACAUUAAACUUAUGUAUUAUCACUUUAUAUUUACUGAGAUAGAGGGAAACUGUGUGUUUUGUGGACCAGAGCCACUUAUAGAUAGUAUAUAAGUGUUAAAGACUAAAGUAUGAAUAAUUCACCGAUUAUUGGAGUGAACUUAAUUUGAAACCAAAACUGGAUAAAUGGAACGCCGUAAAUAAAAAGUUUAACGAGGGUCCUGAAGGGGGGGGGGUCCCAAUCCCAUUUCCCACCUGAAAUUUUGGCAAAAUCCCAGUCCCAGUUGGAUUUUUAUUAGAAAUCCCAGUCCCAGUUAUUGAAAUCCCAGUCAAUAAAAAAACCUUUAUUUAUCGGUGGAAUAAACAGUUUUAAGACCUUUUAAGCGAGUGGCGGACACUUUAUGAAAUAUUAGGGGGGGGCUCGUGCCGAAGGCACGGAAAAUUUUUAAAUUUGAACCCGGAAAUGGCAUUUGCAGCACUCUGAGACACGCAUAAUCAGAAAACCCAGAAUUCCGGGCGCCAGAGUAUGCCUGUUCGCAGGUAGUGCUGUGAAUAAUAUAGUUAACAACAAAAAUCAUGACCAAAGACACCAAAAACGGAUCAAAAUUGUAUUUUAAAAUACUCAAAACGCAGAAAAAUUGGGAAUCGACUCGCAUUACCUCAAUCCCAUUCCCAUUUUUGAGGACUUCAUUUCCCAUUCCCAGUGGCAAAAUCCCAGUCCCAGCAACCCAAACCCCAUUUUCCCAGUCUAAAAAUAGAUCAAUCACAGUUCCCAUUUUACCCCAUCAGGGCCCUCUUUAAAAAAUGAACUUUGAAACUUCGCGGUUGACGCGCAUGACACGUUUCAUUGCAGACCGGUUGCCGGACAUGAGGUUUUGUGGACCGGCACGUGACACGGUUUUGACAAUCGGCAAAUAGAAAAAUUGAACUUUGACACUAACUAUCAAUAAGUGUUAUAAGACUAUAUAACAAUAAGAGUUAGUUACUUUGUUCUAUUUUAUGCUUUUGUAAUAUAGAACCAUAGUAACUAGGCGUGUAUGUUAUAUAAAGUUGUGAAUUGGGUAUAAACAAACGUUGCCCAAAUUUGUCUUAUCGAGCUAGACUUGGGCCAGUACACGCAUUUUCAUAAAAAUAGCAACCCUUCAGCUGAACAGGAUUCUGAUUAUCAUAUUGAGCGACAUCAAAAUCAUGGGAGUUUCUGCAAAGUGCAUUAAACCGAUAUUACCUGUAACACUAUUUCAUGACCUAAACAUCGCACAGAGACACUUAUGUAAGUUUUCUACUCACAUUGGUCGUUCAGACAUGCACCUUCCGCCGUGGGAGCGGCAGUCAAGGUCAUAAACAGGAGAUUAUGGUAUUGUGUCAAUGUAUUGACGAAGUUCUUAUUAUAUUACCAAUAUAUUAUUUAAUAACAUUAAAAGAUAUCAGGGUCGUAGACACGAGCAGAAUCGUUGUAACUGUACUACUGUAUGUGAAUAUUGAAAGUGUAUAAUUAGUGCAAGUGUAAGUUAAGUAUAAAUGUAAAGCAAUUCGAAUUCAAGAAUGUUCUGUACACGAUCGCUUGUAUAUAUUGUAAUUAUAUUUUCACAAAAUUGUAUAUAUUCUUUUGAACAAGCUAAAAAAGUUUACUCAUGGGUAAUAAAUCAGCUUAUUUUAACUCUUCAAUUACUAGUGUCGCUUAUCAGCGAACACGCGAAU